Messenger RNA from Schistocerca cancellata (South American locust), 1681 nucleotides. RefSeq names its product trypsin-7-like. Gene Ontology annotation, biological process: proteolysis. Bases 27 to 992 code for a protein of 321 amino acids. Lineage: Eukaryota; Metazoa; Arthropoda; Insecta; Orthoptera; Acrididae. Gene Ontology annotation, molecular function: serine-type endopeptidase activity. The transcript has 7 exons. The record is from RefSeq and is a predicted model, not a curated record.
GCCGCGGCUGCCGGACGUGGUUGCGCAUGCGCACGCGCGUCGUCAGCUUGCCGCUGCCACUGCUGCUGCUCGUCAUCAUCGGAGUCUGCCACUGUUCAGGCCAGCAACAGGUUGACGGUUCGGGAACGAAUGCAGUGGAGUCAUCUACCAACGGUACCACCAGCGGCAGGACACUCUUCGGCGUCUUUUCGAGGCCAAGCUCGUUGCAGAACGCAGCGCCUCCUACAUGUUCCUGCACGUGUGGCGAGCGGAAUGACGGAUCGCGCAUCGUCGGUGGGCAGGCGGCUGACGUGAGCGAGUUCCCUUGGAUGGCGCGGCUCACGUACUUCAAUCGCUUCUACUGCGGAGGCACGCUCAUCAAUGACAGAUACGUGCUCACGGCGGCGCACUGUGUCAAGGGGUUUAUGUGGUUCAUGAUAAAAGUGACUUUCGGCGAGCAUGACCGCUGCAACUCGACAAUGCGGCCAGAGACUCGCUUCGUAUUGCGGGCGUUCACAGGAGACUUCAGCUUCAUGAACUUCGACCACGACAUCGCGCUGCUCAGGCUCAACGACCGAGUUCCCAUCACGCAGGACAUUCGACCCAUCUGCCUGCCACCAAAUGAUGAGAAGCUGUAUGAAGGAACAAAAGCAGUAGCAACGGGAUGGGGAACCUUACAGGAAGACGGAAAAGCUUCUUGUAUCCUCCAGGAAGUAGAAGUUCCUGUCAUGACCAAUGAAGAAUGCCGCAAAAACACGAAGUACAGAGAAUCAAUGAUCACAGAUAACAUGAUGUGUGCUGGGUACCCCGAUGGCAUGAAGGAUUCCUGUCAGGGUGACAGUGGUGGACCUCUUGGCAGGGAACGUGAUGACAAAAGGUUUGAACUCAUUGGGGUAGUUUCCUGGGGCAAUGGCUGUGCACGUGCUGGUUAUCCUGGUGUUUACACAAGAGUCACACGUUAUCUUGAUUGGAUUCGUAUAAAUACAAGAGAUGGUUGUUACUGUGACCAGUAAACUUGACCAAUGCAGACUUUUAACUACUGCACAUUUACUGUGACCAAAAACUGGAAACAUUCUCCAUGCAGAGUGAAACACUGAUACAUCAUCAAACACUUCAGCUCAUCAUCUAAAUAGAAGAAUAUAUUUCUCAGGGAAAUAACAAUUAUGUGCCAACAGAAAACCACACUCCCUAAAUCAACACCAUUCAUUAAAUAUGACAAUAAUUGUAAAUCAGCAUAUGGAUACAGAUAUUCACUGUUAUCAUAGUCAGUAUCUUUGCUGGAAAUAUGAUGCUGGGACAAUAUGCAGAAAAUUGCCAUAAAGAAAUCCCUCUUGGUACAGGAGUACCAGUAUCCCAAAACAUGACCACCUUCCGAAAAUGGUUCUAACAUUGGCAGUUAACAUCUCUCCCCUCUCUAAAACAGUUUUCAGGCUAAGAGAUUGGUCUUACAUGAAAAAUUAACUAACAUUGAUAAGCACAGUGUUUCAGCUGAACUGUAGCUAUUACGAACUUGUUAUAGUGAUGACCAACAUACAUAGAGUUUUAAAGUAACAGGAAAACUAUUGAUCAGCUUGCUAACUGAGAGGUGGAAGAUGAAUUGUUCACUGAUUUUAGAUUCCUUAUUUAUUUAUUUAUUUAUUUCAUUUUACUUAUUUAUAUGAUGAUCAAUAAAGAAAAGAGCUUAAUGUGUUUCAUUUGGAAC